AUGGAUAAUUUAACUUUAGAAUCUUUUUAUAAAAAGAAAAAGGAAUCUUUUAAUAUGAUUUAUUGGAGCCUUCGAAAAACCGUUCUGUCAGCAAAAGGCAAUCAAGGAAAAAAUAUGAUGGCACAAUCUUUGGAAAACAAAUUAUUGGCCAUGUUAUUUCUUACUUCUAACUAUUAUAUUAUGAAUAAUAAUAAUAUAUUCUUAAAGCAUGUUGAUAAAUAUUAUAAGGGUAUAAAAAAAAAUAACAUAAAAAAAAUAUAUACAAGCAGGACCAUAUAUAAAAUACUAUUGAAAAGAAUAAAUUAUAAAUUAUAUAAUAUAUUUUUAAAAACUUUGAAACAUAAAGAAAGGGAGAAUAUACCUGAUAUUAAAUAUACACUUUAUAAUAUAAAUAUAAACAAAAAUAUACAAGAGGAAUAUUUAUGUAAUAUAUUUGAUAAGUAUUUUAAAACACUAUUAAGUUAUUUACCACAAUAUAAAGGUAAAUGUAUAUUUAAUCAAUUUUAUAAUAUAGAUUUUAUAUGUGAUAGGAAUUUAAAAAUUAUUAGAAAUAUAAAGAAAAAUAAUAAAUAUAUUAUUUAUCAUAUUUUGUUUUUAUAA
This is a messenger RNA of Plasmodium adleri (nom. inval.), 600 nucleotides long. Its product is annotated as conserved Plasmodium protein, unknown function. The transcript is spliced from 4 exons. Bases 1 to 600 code for a protein of 199 amino acids. Lineage: Eukaryota; Apicomplexa; Aconoidasida; Haemosporida; Plasmodiidae. The record is from RefSeq and is a predicted model, not a curated record.